Molecule: messenger RNA, 2706 nt
Organism: Ziziphus jujuba (common jujube)
Lineage: Eukaryota; Viridiplantae; Streptophyta; Magnoliopsida; Rosales; Rhamnaceae
Product: ankyrin repeat protein SKIP35
Exons: 5
Coding region: 527-2410 (627 amino acids)
Source: RefSeq, a predicted model, not a curated record
CAUCCUCCCAAUAUUCUCAAUACUUGUAGAAUUUCUAGGUAAAUAAAAGAGCAAAUCACCCGGGAAAUAAAAUAAUUUACUCAAACAAAAAUAAACGAAAAGAAGAAUAAAAUAGAAAUGUCCACCAAUUAUGUUUUAUUUGUUUAUUUGUUAAUUUAAAAAAUUUAAGAAGAAAUGGUUUUUUCUCUUGUUUUCUUUUUUCUCUCCGACUACCCUCCACCACAAUUAAUCCAAGUUCUGGAUCUUUGGCUAUCGCAAGAAUUCUCGUGGAUUUGCUGAGAAACGAACGAGGGUUUCUAGGGUUUCCACUUGUCUGAUGGUACUGUGGGUCUGAUACCAAUGUAUCGUAUUGUACUAUGCUAUUGAUGGGUGAUUAUGAUAGAUUUCAGUUCUCUCACGCGAUUGUUCGGUUUGAUGCAUAUAUCGAAAAGGAUGCCCGACUGUGCUUUCCGGGAAAAUUGAACGUUUGACUGUCUUUUCUUCCUAUCGAGGGGACAGAAGGGAAUUGCAUAGAGUGUGGGUGAGGAUGGACAAGGAGAUGGUAUCUGCUGAGGGGGGUGAUGGUUUGAUCAUUGCAGUUGAGAAUAGUCCUGAAGAAUCCAUAUAUGUGGAAAUGGAAACUGAAGAGAGUGGAAUUGACAGUCAAAGGAAUGGAAUUCAAGGUUUUUCGUCAGCAAAAGGAGAUGGAAGUGAUGAUGUUGUAUUUUCUAGAGAAGGAUCCCUUAUAACCAAAGAGUCUAGAGUGGCAGGUGGUUGUAGUUUCAGUGCCAAGAAACUUAAGUCUAGGGUGGCUGCAACAGAUUCUGAGCCUGGGAAAAAGGAGAAAUUUGUGCAUGAAAAGAAACUCAGUAGACAAGAUAGGAUUGAAUUGGGCCGCUUGUUUCAAGGUGCAGUCAGUUCCCAUGAUUGGGAGCUUGCAGAGAGUUUGAUCUUGUUAGCAGAUCCGCAAACUCUUAAUGAUGCCUUGUGCAUCACAUUGGAUUCCAUCUGGUUCUUGAGCACACAACAGGAACUUCUUGGUAUAACAGGAUUGAUUAAGAAGAUCAUUGCUAAUGGUGCAUAUGACUUCACAAGAGCUGCCCUUCGGACUUCGUUUCUUGCUUCUUGUGUCUCUGCCUGCCAGAGCCGAACAAUGAGUCUUGCGGAUACAGUCACUGUAAUGGCUCAGAGGUUGCAUGAGCGACUCCAGGAAUGCAAUGGAGAUGAGGUCUUGAAGGCAGAAGCUGGUGCUAAGGUUCAGAAGUUUACUGAAUGGGCUCUGAAAUGUAUAGGCUUCCAUUCUCGUUGCCAAGGCAAUAAGGAUCGAAUUAGUCACAGCUCUGCUGUUGAGAUCCAACUCCAGUUAUCUGCAUUUAAGACAUUUCUAGAUCUUGCUGGUAAUCAACUUACAGGAAAGGACUUUACCGAGGCCUUUGAUGCUGCUUGCUUCCCCCUAACUCUCUUCUCUAGUUCAUUUGAUCCGGGCUGGGCAUCUGGCAUAUCAGCAACUGCAAUCCAAGGUUUGUUGGGUAUGCUAGUGGAAGGGGGUGCAGACAAUGUCAAUCAGUGUUUCCUUGAAGCUUCUCGUUUUGGAAGCACAGAGCUUGUGCGCAUUCUCUUACAGAUUGCACAAAGAAACAGUUUGGAUGUUGAUGUUGAUCUGGCAUUAGGCUUUGCUUCUCACUACUGCAAGAUUGGCACCAUGGAGUGUCUUGUGGAAGAGGGUAAUGCUAUAGCUUUUUUAGGCCCUUUGAUGAGAGCUGCUGAAAGGGGUUGUAUGCAGGUUGUUGAGUGGUUUGUGAAGAGGGGUUGCCGAGACAUGGAACUGUGUCUUGCCCUCACGGCUGCAACUUCAAGCAGCCAAGUCAAUGUUGCCUCUUAUCUUCUUCCCCAUGUUCCACAUCACGUCCUUGCAGCCCUAAGCAUUGAAAUUAUAAAGGCUGCUGGUGAAAGAAGUGGUGGGUCUCUUGACGGUGUAGCAUUUCUCCUACGUUCUGACUUCUUAGGUGAUCCUGCAGCUACUUAUGCUGUUGCUGACAGUAUUGCUAGGUCUGAUGAGGAGGCUGUUGCUCCUGAACUAAAGGCUUUUCUCCAGGAACACUGGUCAGAAUCAGCCUUCUCAGAUGGACUAAGACAAGGGCAAGAACAUUACAUGAAUGUUAUGAGAAUCUUCAAGUGGGGUGGAUCUCCUAUUUGCAUAAGAGAUCUUCCAGCCCCUCUGAGGGUCACAAUUGCUUACCUGCCGUUGUAUAGGGAGUGCAUUGAGGCAGGUGGCUGUUUAUUAUCACAAAGGAUAAGGGGUCAGCUUGUUGAAGCUGUGAGAGGACUCGGUGGUGGGGUCUUAGAAGAGGUGAGCCAGUGUGGAGAACUCUUGGUUGCCUUGGAGCACCAUCUCCCCCCAUUUUUGCUUCGAGCAUCUAGAGUUGUGUAGCAACUAGCAAAGAUUUUUUCUGGUCCACUUUUUGGAUUUUUGCUUCUCGUUUUUGGCCAUGCUAUCAAAUGUGUAACAGAAUAAUGAUAUUAAAGCCUGGGGUCAGGUUUGUCAAUUUUAUUCCCAUCGAAUAUCCUUGGCCUAUAUUUUGGGUUGCUGCCUGCUCUUUUAUAUGGCAUGUAGUAUAAAUAUUCAGGAUGUGCUUGUUGAUCUCUAUGGCGUAAGAAACUGAGCAUCCUUGGUCGAGAGAGGUUUGUAUAUUGACUCGUACUGUAUAAAAUAUGCUUUUUUGUUUC